Corythoichthys intestinalis (scribbled pipefish) is the source of this 8028-nucleotide messenger RNA. It is a transcript of the gene jak2b, whose product is annotated as Janus kinase 2b. Bases 672 to 4049 code for a protein of 1125 amino acids. The record is from RefSeq and is a predicted model, not a curated record. Gene Ontology annotation, molecular function: ATP binding; non-membrane spanning protein tyrosine kinase activity; histone binding. The transcript is spliced from 23 exons. Lineage: Eukaryota; Metazoa; Chordata; Actinopteri; Syngnathiformes; Syngnathidae. Gene Ontology annotation, biological process: cytokine-mediated signaling pathway; growth hormone receptor signaling pathway via JAK-STAT; cell surface receptor signaling pathway via JAK-STAT. Gene Ontology annotation, cellular component: cytoskeleton; cytosol; membrane.
AGUUCAACUGUUAAAAGCAGUUAAAACGGUUCCUUCAAAAACAGCCAAAUUUGGUCAAAAGUAUCCCAGAUUUUAUUAACCCGCCGAGCGCAAUCGUAGAUAAUAGAUUGGAGACUGACUUUCCCAUCUGGCAACCUUGAGCGAGGGGCGGGAGACUUUAGAGAAGAGGCCGCUUGUUGACUUGUGUCGCUUCCUAGCUAGCUAGCUAGCUAGCUAACUGAGCAACAAGUGGACAAGUUACCCGAAUAGAACCUCGAUGGUGCCACCGUCACUCCACUCGUACGGUCGUAGCCCGCAAACCGGGACAACAUUUCUCCCAUUUCAACCGCGGGAACUUCUAUUCCUUUUCAAGUUAUGUUGACGAAAUAGAGCAACGGGAUAAAGUUGCUCGUCGGGGGUGGGGUGUCUCGGGGGACGCGACAUGGGGAACUGCAGUGUUGGGCCUCCAUAAAGCAGGCACAUUUGAAGCAACGCGGCAGGAAUAUGUACGUGGCGACGUUUUGGAGCGUAUUCGCCGGAAGACCAAUUCAUUUCAAGCGACAUAGAAGGUGAAGAGUGAGCUGUCAAAGUCGUCUGGACUGCAGCUGUUGGCCUACGGGGAAGCUAGCCGCCAACUAGCAGGAGAGCUGCACCGCUGGCGGCUCAUCUUGUCAAAUGUUGUUACAUUGCUGAUGGCCUCCCAGCAAGCCAUGGAUGCGAUGCCGGACACGUGCCCUGAGGCGGUGCAGAACCACAACGGGAAUGCUCAUCGGGAGUUUUCAGACACAAACCCAGCCAAUUACGGCACCACUGGCGCAACUGUUCUGAGGCUUCAUUUCUAUCACAGCGACCAGGGAGAGUCCGACUGCAAAUUCCUGGGCUACACUGCUGGCGAUUACAUAGCUGAGGAACUGUGCAUUGAUGCCGCCAAAGCGUGCAGUAUAUCGCCUCUUUACUGCAGCCUCUUUGGCCUCUUCAGGGAGCGAGACUGCCUAUGGUUUUCGCCCAACCACAUUUUCCAACUGGACGAAUCUGCCUCCGAAGAUUUGUUUUUUCGAAUAAGGUUUUACUACCCUGGCUGGUACAGCGGUGGGGCGUCCCGGGCCUUCCGAUACGGCGUCACUAAAGGAUCCGAAAGUCCUGUUCUGGAUGAUUAUGUCAUGUCGUACCUCUUUGAUCAGUGGAGGAAUGAUUUUAUCACUGGUGCGGUGAAGAUUUCCAAUUCCCACGAGACCCAAGAGGAGUGCCUGGGCAUGGCCGUAUUGGACAUGACGCGCACCGCCAAGGAGAAGCAGAUGUCGCCGCUUGACAUCUACCACGCUAUAAGCUACAAGUCGUUCCUGCCAAAGGACAUGCGCCUGCACAUCGAGGAUUGCAGCUUCCUGACGCGCAAGCGCAUCCGGUUCCGUUUCAAACGCUUCGUGCAGCAGUUCAGCCAGUACCGCACCACCGCGCGAGAUCUCAAGCUCAAGUACCUGAUCAGCAUGGAGUCGCUGGAGAAGGCCUUCUACACUGAGACCUUCCGGGUCCGUGAGGCGGCCGGCGGUCCGCUGGUCCUGCUGGUGGCGGCCGACACUGGCAUCCAGUGGUGUCGCGACAAGCUCAAAGAUUCACAACAGGAGCUGCAGACGCUGUGCGACUUUCCAGAGGUUGUUGAUAUCAGCGUCAAACAUACCAAUAAAGAAGCCGCCUCAGACAGCCGCCUCGUUGUUAUCAACAAGCAGGAUGGCAAGAACCUGGAAUUGGAAUUUCCAGGUCUUUCUGAAGCGCUAUCCUUUGUGUCCCUCAUCGACGGCCACUACCGGCUGACGGCGGACGCGCAUCACUACCUUUGCAAAGACGUGGCACCCCCUAGGCUGGUGGAGUCCAUCGCCUGUCAUUGCCACGGCCCGGUUUCGAUGGAGUUUGCCAUUAAUCGACUCCAGAGAUGCCCCAACAAGCGAGGCUUGUACAUAUUAAGGUGCAGCCCCAAGGACUUCAACAAGUACUUUCUGACGUUCCCUGUUGAGGUGUAUGACUCAUUCGAGUACAAGCACUGCCAGAUUACCAGAUCCUCCAGUGGCGAAUUCAACCUCAGCGGAACCAAGAGAAACUUCAGCAGACUAAAGGAUCUCCUGGGUUACUACCAAAAGGAAACUGUGCGCUCCGACAGCUUCGUUUUCCAGUUCGCCAAGUGCUGUGCCCCAAAAUCCAAAGAAAAGUCCAGUCUGCUGAUUUGCCGGCGGAACAAGGUUUCUGAGGUGCCUCCCUCGCCAUCACUGCACCGACCCAACGUUAGCCAGAUGGUCUUUCACACCAUCAAGAAGGAAGAUUUGGAGUUUACUGAGAGUCUCGGCCAAGGGACAUUUACCAAAAUCUUCAAAGGCGUGCGCAAGGAGCUUGGUGAUUAUGGAGAGGUGCACCAAACUGAAGUGGUCAUGAAAGUGCUGGACCAAGCCCACAGGAACUACUCAGAGUCUUUCUUUGAAGCAGCCAGCAUGAUGAGUCAGCUAUCACACAAGCACUUGGUGCUCAACUACGGCGUGUGCGUGUGUGGCGAGGAGAAUAUCAUGGUGCAGGAGUAUGUGAAGUUUGGCUCUCUGGACACCUACUUGAAGAAGAAGAAGAACUCGCUGAACAUCUUGUGGAAGCUGGAUGUGGCCAAGCAGCUGGCCUGGGCCAUGAACUUCCUGGAAGAUAAGCAACUGGUCCACGGAAACGUGUGCGCCAAAAACGUGCUCCUGAUCCGAGAGGAGGACCGGCGGGUCGGGAACCCGCCCUUCAUCAAGUUAAGUGACCCUGGCGUUGGCAUUGCUGUCCUGCCUAAAGAUGUUUUGAUCGAGAGGAUCCCUUGGGUCGCCCCCGAGUGCAUCGAGGACCCUGCUAAUCAGAGCCUGGCGGCAGACAAGUGGAGCUACGGCGUCACGCUGUGGGAACUCUGCAGCGGUGGCGAAAGGCCCUUAGCGGCGUUGGAUGACUCCAAGAAAAGACUGUUUUACGAGGACCGGCACCAUCUUCCCGCACCAAAGUGGAUCGAGCUGGCCAAUCUGAUCAUCAGCUGCACCGACUAUGAGCCGACAUCCCGACCGACGUUUCGUGCCGUCAUCCGAGACCUGAACAGCCUCUUCACGCCAGACUACGAGCUGAUCGUGGACGGCGACAUCCUGCCCAGCCGGACGGCGUCUGCCUGGAUGACGGGAGGCUUCGAGAGUCGGGAGCCGGCCCAGUUUGAAGAGAGGCACCUCAUAUUUUUACAGCAGCUCGGAAAAGGUAACUUUGGCAGUGUGGAGAUGUGCCGCUAUGACCCCCUGCAGGACAACACGGGCGAGGUGGUGGCGGUGAAAAAGCUUCAACACAGCACAGCAGAGCAUAUUCGCGACUUCGAACGCGAGAUCGACAUCCUCAAGUCUCUGCAACACGACAACAUUGUCAAAUACAAAGGCGUCUGCUACAGUGCUGGCCGAUGCAAUUUGCGGCUGAUCAUGGAAUACCUUCCCUUUGGAAGCUUGCGAGACUACCUGGUGAAAAACAAGGAGAGAAUGGACCACAGGAAGCUGAUGCGCUACACUUCACAGAUCUGCAAGGGCAUGGAAUACCUGUCCAGCAAGCGCUACAUUCAUCGCGAUUUGGCCACGCGCAACAUCCUAGUGGAAAGCGAGCAACGGGUGAAGAUUGGCGACUUCGGCUUGACCAAAGUUCUCCCUCAGGACAAGGAAUACUACAUGGUCAAGGAGCCCGGAGAGAGCCCCAUCUUUUGGUACGCUCCCGAGUCGUUGGGGGAAAGCAGGUUCUCCGUGGCGUCGGACGUUUGGAGCUUCGGAGUGGUGAUCUACGAGCUAUUCACCCACAGCGAGAAGAAUUGCAGCCCUCCAGCCAUAUUCAUGUCGAUGAUGGGCAACGAUAAGCAGGGCCAGUUGAUCGUGUACCACCUAAUGGAGCUCCUCAAGUCGGGCAGCAGGCUGCCGCAGCCCGUCCUCUGUCCGACCGAGAUGUACGAGAUCAUGGUGGAGUGCUGGGACAAUCAAUCCGGCCUGCGUCCGUCUUUCAACGAGCUGGGCCUGCGUAUUGACCUGCUCCGGGAUGCUGAUUAAGCGGACAGCCCGCCGGAGACGGGCGGAAAGGAAAACUGAUGACUCGUCCAAAAUACAGACGCUUAAAUAUUUUCUUUGUUGCCAGAUUCUGGACUAAGAAGACUUUAUUUCAACAUGUAAGCACAUCGUUCCUCUGCGUGCGCUAGCUGGGCUAGCCACCACUACGUGUUUCUCCACCUGGCUGGCAUUAUGUUUCACCGCCACUGACUGAGCUAAACGUCCAAUCCAUUCAUCCAAAUGGACUGGAUGUCCAGCGCCGUCAAUAGCAGCCAAUGAGUUCAAUGUAAAUGUAUAGACACGAACCGUAUAAAGUUGUGUACAUAAAUACAGAUUUUUUUUUUUCUUAUUCUAAUAUACUGGUGCCAUGUAUUGCUUUGGGGUAAAUUAUUGUCUUUUAUUGCUUCUAGGAGUGAAACAAACAAGCAUACUCAGCAUAUUUGUCAGGAAGACCAAGCAACCUUUACAAAAAUGCAUUAAAGUGCACUGAUGCCUUUGCCCCUACUAGCUUAGUACUUCUGAAGGCAUGCAGCUUGAUGGUGGAGGGGAAGCGCAAGGUCAUUUGGCUCCAGCAACCUGAGAAACAUCGGUACGUGUGACCAUAAAUAUCAUUUUUUUAAGCCACCGGGGUCAUACUUGUCACCUGUAGACUUCUUAAAGUGCCUGUGACAGCAUAAAAAAAAUCUGAAAUAGCAUUAUUAUGUGAAUUAGAAUUAUAUUUUGAGACGAUUCGACUAUAUACAAUAAUUUGACAAAGCCCACAUGACGAGAAAUUAGUCUUUUAAUCUGCCGUCUAGCCCUUGCCUGUCAUAAUAGGGCUCGAGCGUCGCCAGCUGGAGCAUGACGUCAGCAGGGUCACGAUUUCAUCUGAUUUAGAAUUCGGCCCAUUGAGGGGGAAUUAUUCAGAACAAGGAAAAUGCGACGAAGAGAGCAGCAAAAUGUCAUUGUUUCAGUCUCUCCAAUAUUUUUACAGGAUAUUCUUUUUAUCUAAGUAUUUUUCCCCACUUGUUAAAUAAAUGGUAUGGUCAUGACAAAUAACAUUCUUGUGCAAAAUGGAAUAUGAAGUAUUAAAAAUAAAUUUAUUUAGUACGACAUGGCAAAAUUACUCCAUAAUGGUCAAAACUGUCGACUUCCUUGCACCUCCCGAACGAUGUUUUAUGCUACCAGAGUUGGUCCGGCUUUUGUCAUUUCCCUCCCCUGGAUACGGAGACAAACCAGGAUGCAUGAAAAUUAGCCGACAUGCUAACACGAACUGAGCGGCGUUUCCAAGUCUUAUACUCGCCUUUCCAAGUGAAAAAUCACACAAAACUAACCCGGAUUAUAUCACACGGUGGCGGGGUUGUCGAUUGUCUUCACAGAUGGGCAACUCCCCCGGCGGCGAGCGAGUUACAGCUCGUCGUCGCCCUGCUGUGGGCAGGAGAGCUCGUUUGCUAGGGGAAGCAGCUGGAGAAUGACCACCGGACAAACCGGCCGACGUCACAGGAGCGCGUAGCUGCCCGAGCCCAACCCAAGGAUAGUGGUCUAUUGCCGGGCGCACAGAGAGGAUAGAGGGGGAUAGAGGUCUGGAUGAUAUGGAGAACCGCACGAGCAUAAGCCGAGUAUAGUGCUCUCCCGGCGGGCACGCGAAGAGGACCGAGGGGUGUGUGCGACAAGCCGCCGGUCGUCAGCCGAGUGGCAUUCUCUGUGGACAUGGAGCAUUGUCGGCCACAAAAUGCAAGCCAUCUCCAUAUUAAAACGUGUGCCAUCAUCCCAGUAUUUGACAUAAUACAAAACACGAUGUUUACUCGCUUCCUCGUAAGUCCAAUGGUCCCACAGUUGUUGGACUUGUUUUGGCCAAUCUCGGGAUGAACGGGAACUUUUUAAAACCCAAAAAGGCUCACACGCCUCUCCCUGGUGCAGCAACAAAACCCUGCAGUACAUUUGGCUGACGUGAUACGAAAAAUAAACUAAUUAAUCCACAAAAUCGGCUGAAUCCGCAGUCCAUCUGCAUGUUAUAAAGCAAUGCUGUAUUGUGAAAUGCUGACCCUUGUGAUCCUCAACCCGAGACUGGAGCCAGAAGUCACUCAUUUUCAUGGCAAAUAAAACAUUUAAUAAAUAAAGCAAUCGCUUCCACACACAUUCAAGCGGUCCAUUUCAUUCAGGAGCAUAAAAUACUGCGUGAAAUAUGAAAUAAGCAUGCUUUUUGCUGUCAUAGGCAUUUUAAACUAAUGUUACAAAAAUAAGGCAAGGAUAUGCAAAUACAUCGUGCACUAGUACUACAAGUAUGUGUACAUAAACGACAAGUACUCGUACUUGUAUGGACUUGUACUACAAGUAGGUGUUCUUGAGUAUAUUUGUAGUACAAGGACGUACUUAUGCUACAAGUGUGUGUACUUAUCCAAAGUGGUUUACUUACGUGUACUUUAACUACAGGCAAGUGCUUGUACUACAAGUAUGUAUGUGCACUUGCAUGUACUUGUACAAAGUUGUGUACUUUCAUGUACUUUCUUUUACAAUCAAUCAAUGCACUUUAUUAAUCCCUUGGGAGGGUUCCCUCACGGAAAUUAGUUUUCCAGCGCUCAUAACAACAAGUACAUAUCCUACAAAAACGUGUACAAGUUUGUGUACUUGCGUAUACUUGUACUACAAGUAUGUGUAGUACGUGUACUGCAGCCUUGUAAUUCAACUACUACUGGCCGGGUCUGUGUCGUCUAUGGAGGCGGGCUUCGGCCCCACAUGCCUCAUUAAUGGAUUGAAAACACUUCUCUUUGCUCACUCAAAUGAAGAACAAACAUACUCAGAUGGCAAUAAAAAAAGCAUGUCAUGUCACAGCAUAUUGCAUCGCCAAAAUCAAGGAAGCCAAAGUUUUAACACACAAUCGUGGCAAUAAAAUGCAUCCGGCUAGAAAAAGGACUGACCUUAUUUUGAUUUACCGUUUGAUGAAUAGAUAUUUUGCAUAUCAGGACAGCGUCGAUUUAUUGUAUAUUCACGUAGUGAAAUGAUCAGCCAACAGAAAGACAUUUAAAACAUGAGUCUCAUUUAAUAAUUUGGUUUUCUUAGCAAAAAAAAAAAAAAAAAAAAAAAUGGAGGUUAGGUAGUAACCAUUGAAACACAUGGCAGUAGUCCAGUUGUACUGUGUUUGGAGGUACGUGAAAGGUCUCAAACUUAAGGAAGACUAUAUCAAAUUGAGAUGAUAAAACAAUGAAAUGAAGCAGGCUAAUACAAGAUCAUGUUAUCUUAGGAGCAAAAACAAGGGAAGGUCAAGGCAGCAACAAGGGAGGCACAAGGAAAAAAACAAUUGUCGUUCUGGACAAAUGUCAAAGUUGUUGGGUGCGAUGGAUUUUGUUUUUCAAAGACAAAAACUGUUGCACCUUUGGUCCCUUUGAAUAUGGAAGCGUAUUGCUGCCACAUACAAAAUAAAAACCUCACGUAUCACAUUUUUACAUGAUAAGAUGUUUAUGUGAUAAUCUGAUAGCACAUUUUUACAAGAGUUUUUAUGACAUCGCACGUUUUUACAUAAUAGGUUUUAACAUGAUAGCUGGCACAUUUUAAUUUCAUAUUUGUUUUUACGUCGUUAGCACGUUUUUACAUAUUAGAAUUUUUACGUUACGUAUUGACAUAAUACAAUCCCAUUUUUACAUGCGAAUCACAUUUGUACCACAUAUCCCGUUUUAACAUGAUAGCUAGUUUUUGCAUAGUUAGCACAUUUUAAAGUUGUUUUUACAUUAUAUUGUCACAUUUUUACAUGUCAAUGAUCACAUUUUCACAUGGUAGUUAUCACAUUUCAACAUGUUAACUAUCCCGGAUCACAUGAGUUAUCACGUUUUUGCAUGAUGACCCAAUUUUUAUGUUGAUUUUACAUGAUCACUUUUUCACAUGCUAACAAUCACAAUGUUACGUGAUAGUUACCCCGUUAUAACAUAGUUGUCACAUUUAAACAUGCUAGUUAUCAUGUUUUUACACAAUAGGAUCACCUUUUUACAAGCUAAUCACAUUUUCACGU